Colius striatus (speckled mousebird) is the source of this 9813-nucleotide messenger RNA. RefSeq names its product acetyl-CoA carboxylase alpha (gene ACACA). Lineage: Eukaryota; Metazoa; Chordata; Aves; Coliiformes; Coliidae. Gene Ontology annotation, molecular function: acetyl-CoA carboxylase activity; metal ion binding; ATP binding. The record is from RefSeq and is a predicted model, not a curated record. The transcript has 56 exons. Gene Ontology annotation, biological process: fatty acid biosynthetic process. Bases 151 to 7194 code for a protein of 2347 amino acids.
GCCGCGCCCCCGCCAGCUCCGCUGCCCAGCGCCAGGCCGGGGGCCCGCCGCGCCUCCGCAGCGCCCGGCACCCUGAGUUCAUUUUGGAAGUGGAUAACUACUCAGAUUGCAAGGAUAGCAAGAGUGCUGAGAGCCCAAUUUGUAGGAGCCAUGGAAGAGUCUUCCCAACCCAGUAAACCCCCAGAGACGAACCCUCACUCUCGCUUUAUUAUUGGCUCUGUAUCAGAGGAUAACUCAGAAGAUGAGACAAGCUCCUUGGUGAAACUUGAUCUGCUAGAGGAGAAAGAGAGGUCUUUGUCGCCUGCGUCUGUCUGCUCGGAUUCCCUUUCAGAUCUAGGACUAUCUAACACUCAAGAUGGUGUGGCAAGCCAUAUGAGGCCCAGUAUGUCUGGUUUGCACCUUGUAAAGCAAGGCCGGGACAGGAAGAAAUCUGAUGCGCAGCGGGAUUUCACUGUGGCUUCUCCAGCAGAAUUUGUGACUCGUUUUGGAGGGAAUAAAGUUAUUGAAAAGGUCCUGAUAGCCAAUAAUGGCAUUGCAGCAGUGAAAUGCAUGAGAUCCAUCCGACGUUGGUCCUACGAGAUGUUUCGGAACGAGCGUGCAAUCAGAUUUGUUGUCAUGGUGACUCCUGAGGAUCUGAAAGCAAAUGCAGAGUAUAUUAAAAUGGCAGAUCACUACGUCCCAGUUCCAGGAGGACCAAACAACAACAACUAUGCAAAUGUGGAACUCAUUCUUGAUAUUGCUAAACGAAUUCCAGUGCAGGCUGUAUGGGCUGGCUGGGGCCAUGCAUCUGAGAACCCUAAACUGCCCGAACUUCUCCACAAAAAUGGAAUUGCUUUCAUGGGUCCUCCAAGCCAAGCAAUGUGGGCCUUAGGAGAUAAAAUUGCUUCUUCAAUAGUGGCUCAGACGGCUGGCAUUCCAACUCUUCCUUGGAGUGGCAGUGGCCUUCGAGUGGACUGGCAGGAAAAUGAUCUUCAGAAGCGUAUCUUGAGUGUUCCUCAGGAACUCUAUGAAAAAGGCUAUGUGAAAGAUGCAGAUGAUGGACUGCGGGCUGCUGAGGAGGUUGGCUAUCCUGUCAUGAUCAAGGCUUCUGAAGGAGGAGGAGGAAAAGGAAUAAGGAAAGUUAACAAUGCAGAUGACUUCCCCAACCUAUUUAGACAGGUUCAAGCUGAAGUCCCAGGCUCUCCAAUCUUUGUGAUGAGGUUGGCCAAACAGUCCCGUCACUUGGAGGUGCAGAUCCUGGCUGAUCAGUAUGGCAAUGCCAUCUCUCUCUUUGGCCGGGAUUGCUCCGUGCAGCGCAGGCACCAGAAGAUUAUUGAGGAAGCUCCUGCUUCUAUCGCGACGUCAGUGGUGUUUGAGCAUAUGGAGCAGUGUGCAGUGAAGCUUGCCAAAAUGGUAGGAUAUGUGAGUGCAGGCACUGUGGAAUACCUGUACAGCCAGGAUGGCAGUUUCUACUUCCUGGAGUUGAAUCCCCGCCUGCAAGUGGAGCACCCCUGCACUGAGAUGGUGGCUGAUGUUAAUCUGCCAGCAGCACAGCUCCAGAUUGCCAUGGGAAUUCCCCUCCACAGGAUCAAAGAUAUCCGAGUGAUGUAUGGUGCUACUCCAUGGGGUGAUGCAUCUAUUGAUUUUGAGAACUCAGCCCAUGUCCCCUGUCCACGAGGACAUGUCAUUGCUGCACGUAUCACCAGUGAGAAUCCUGAUGAGGGAUUUAAGCCCAGUUCUGGUACAGUUCAGGAGCUGAAUUUCCGCAGCAAUAAGAAUGUCUGGGGCUAUUUCAGUGUUGCUGCUGCAGGAGGGCUUCAUGAAUUUGCUGAUUCUCAGUUUGGUCACUGCUUCUCCUGGGGAGAAAAUCGUGAAGAAGCCAUCUCAAACAUGGUAGUGGCUUUGAAGGAGCUGUCAAUCCGAGGAGAUUUCAGAACCACUGUUGAGUACUUGAUCAAACUGUUGGAAACAGAAAGCUUCCAGCAGAACCGCAUUGACACUGGCUGGUUGGAUCGGCUGAUCGCUGAGAAAGUUCAGGCUGAAAGGCCUGAUACCAUGCUGGGAGUGGUGUGUGGAGCUCUGCAUGUGGCUGAUGUCAGUCUCCGAAACAGCGUCUCCAACUUCCUGCACUCUCUAGAAAGGGGCCAAGUCCUUCCUGCUCAUACUCUGCUAAACACUGUGGAUGUGGAACUCAUCUACGAAGGACGGAAGUAUGUGCUGAAGGUGACCCGACAGUCUCCCAAUUCCUACGUGGUCAUCAUGAACAGCUCGUGUGUGGAAGUUGAUGUGCACCGGCUGAGUGAUGGAGGACUGCUCCUAUCUUAUGAUGGCAGCAGCUAUACAACCUACAUGAAAGAAGAAGUGGACAGGUAUCGCAUCACUAUAGGUAACAAGACCUGUGUAUUUGAGAAGGAGAAUGAUCCCUCUAUUCUGCGCUCACCUUCAGCUGGGAAGCUUAUCCAGUAUGUGGUGGAGGAUGGGGGACACGUGUUUUCAGGACAGUGCUUUGCAGAAAUAGAGGUGAUGAAAAUGGUGAUGACACUAACAGCAGGAGAAUCAGGCUGCAUCCACUAUGUCAAACGCCCAGGGGCAGUCUUGGAUCCAGGCUGUGUGAUUGCCAAGCUCCAGCUGGAUGAUCCCAGCAGGGUUCAGCAGGCUGAGCUGCACACAGGCACCUUGCCACAGAUCCAGAGCACAGCGCUUCGAGGCGAGAAACUCCACCGCAUCUUCCAUUAUGUCCUUGAUAACCUGGUCAAUGUGAUGAAUGGAUACUGCCUGCCAGAGCCUUACUUCAGCAGCAAGGUGAAAGGCUGGGUUGAGCGGCUAAUGAAGACACUGAGGGAUCCAUCUUUGCCUCUGCUGGAACUUCAGGACAUAAUGACCAGUGUUUCUGGACGGAUCCCACCCAAUGUAGAGAAGUCUAUCAAGAAAGAGAUGGCCCAAUAUGCCAGCAACAUCACUUCAGUCCUUUGCCAGUUUCCUAGCCAACAGAUUGCCAAUAUCUUGGAUAGCCAUGCAGCCACCUUGAACCGCAAAUCAGAGCGUGAGGUCUUCUUCAUGAACACUCAGAGCAUUGUGCAGCUUGUACAGAGGUACCGGAGUGGCAUUCGGGGUCACAUGAAGGCAGUGGUGAUGGAUCUGCUCCGGCAGUAUCUGAAGGUGGAGACUCAGUUUCAGCAUGGUCACUAUGACAAGUGUGUCUUUACCCUUCGGGAAGAGAAUAAAAGUGAUAUGAAUGCUGUAUUGAACUACAUCUUCUCACAUGCUCAGGUCACCAAGAAGAACCUGCUUGUUACAAUGCUUAUUGACCAGUUAUGUGGCCGUGACCCCACCUUGACAGAUGAGCUGAUUAAUAUUCUGACAGAGCUGACCCAGCUCAGCAAGACAACCAACGCUAAAGUGGCCCUGCGAGCACGGCAGGUUCUCAUUGCUUCCCAUUUGCCAUCCUACGAGCUGCGUCACAACCAGGUGGAAUCCAUCUUCCUGUCUGCCAUUGACAUGUACGGACACCAGUUCUGCAUUGAGAACCUGCAGAAACUCAUUUUGUCUGAGACAUCCAUCUUUGAUGUGCUACCCAACUUUUUCUACCACAGUAACCAGGUGGUAAGAAUGGCAGCUUUGGAGGUGUAUGUUCGAAGGGCUUACAUUGCCUAUGAGUUAAAUAGUGUCCAGCAUCGGCAGCUGAAGGAUAACACUUGUGUGGUGGAGUUCCAGUUCAUGCUGCCCACCUCCCAUCCAAACAGAGGGAACAUCCCCACGCUAAACAGAAUGUCCUUCUCUUCCAACCUCAAUCACUAUGGGAUGGUCCAUGUGGCCAGCGUGAGUGACGUGCUGCUGGACAACUCCUUCACUCCGCCGUGCCAGCGGAUGGGUGGGAUGGUCUCCUUCCGCACCUUCGAAGACUUUGUCAGAAUCUUUGAUGAAGUGAUGGGUUGCUUCUGUGACUCUCCUCCCCAGAGCCCCACCUUCCCUGAAGCUGGCCAUGCAUCCUUGUAUGAUGAAGACAAGACUGCCCGUGAGGAGCCCAUUCACAUUCUUAAUGUGGCUAUUAAAACAGAUGGUGAUGUUGAUGAUGAUGGUCUGGCAGCCAUGUUCAGAGAAUUCACACAAACCAAGAAAUCGGUCCUGAUAGAACACGGGAUUCGGAGGCUGACUUUCCUUGUGGCACAAAAGGACUUCAGGAAACAGGUCAACUAUGAGGUGGAUCAGAGAUUUCACAGGGAAUUUCCAAAGUUCUUCACGUUUCGUGCCCGGGAUAAGUUUGAGGAAGAUCGGAUUUACCGUCACCUCGAGCCAGCUCUGGCUUUUCAGCUGGAGUUGAACCGAAUGCGAAACUUUGAUCUCACUGCCAUUCCAUGUGCCAAUCACAAAAUGCAUCUCUACCUGGGAGCAGCCAAAGUGGAAGUGGGAACAGAAGUGACAGACUACAGGUUCUUCGUGCGGGCUAUUAUAAGGCAUUCGGAUCUGGUUACCAAGGAAGCCUCCUUUGAGUAUCUGCAAAAUGAGGGAGAGCGAUUGCUUCUGGAAGCCAUGGAUGAGCUGGAGGUGGCAUUUAAUAACACCAACGUGCGCACUGACUGCAACCACAUCUUCUUAAAUUUCGUGCCUACUGUCAUCAUGGACCCAUCUAAGAUUGAGGAGUCCGUGCGGAGCAUGGUGAUGCGCUACGGCAGCCGCCUCUGGAAGCUCCGCGUCCUCCAGGCCGAGCUGAAGAUCAACAUUCGUUUGACACCAACUGGGAAGGCAAUUCCCAUUCGUCUCUUCUUGACUAAUGAGUCAGGCUACUACUUGGACAUCAGCCUGUACAAAGAAGUGACAGACUCCAGAACAGGGCAGAUUAUGUUCCAGGCGUAUGGGGAUAAACAGGGACCACUUCAUGGAAUGCUGAUCAAUACUCCAUACGUGACCAAAGACCUACUGCAGUCCAAGAGAUUCCAGGCACAGUCUUUAGGGACAUCAUAUGUCUAUGACAUUCCUGAGAUGUUUCGACAGUCUUUGAUUAAACUCUGGGGCUCUAUGAAUGAACAUGCAUUCCUGCCAACGGCGCCGCUGCCUUCCGACAUCCUCACCUACACGGAAUUGGUGCUGGAUGAUCAGGGCCAGCUCGUGCACAUGAACAGGCUGCCAGGAGGAAAUGAGAUUGGGAUGGUGGCCUGGAAGAUGACUCUGAAGACUCCCGAGUAUCCAGAGGGCCGUGACAUCAUUGUCAUUGGCAAUGACAUCACGUACCGAAUAGGCUCUUUUGGGCCUCAAGAGGAUGUGCUGUUCCUGAGGGCUUCAGAGCUGGCUCGCACACACGGCAUCCCCCGCAUCUACGUGGCUGCCAACAGCGGAGCCAGGAUUGGUUUGGCUGAGGAGAUUCGACACAUGUUCCACGUAGCUUGGGAAGACCCAGAUGACCCAUACAAGGGUUACAAAUAUUUGUACCUGACUCCUCAAGACUAUAAGAAAGUCAGUGCCCUGAACUCGGUCCACUGUGAACAUGUGGAGGACAAUGGAGAAUCCAGGUAUAAGAUAACAGAUAUUAUCGGAAAGGAAGAUGGACUUGGAACAGAGAACCUCAGAGGAUCUGGCAUGAUUGCUGGAGAAUCAUCUUUAGCCUAUGACAGUAUUAUCACCAUCAACUUGGUGACAUGUCGGGCAAUUGGAAUUGGGGCUUACCUUGUUCGGCUGGGUCAGAGGACUAUCCAGGUUGAGAACUCUCAUAUAAUCCUUACUGGCUGUGGAGCCCUCAACAAAGUGCUUGGACGGGAGGUGUACACCUCCAACAACCAGCUGGGUGGCAUCCAGAUCAUGCACAACAACGGCGUCACGCACGGCACUGUCUGCGAUGAUUUUGAAGGAGUCUACACUAUCCUGCAGUGGCUUUCCUACAUGCCAAAGAGUGUAUACAGCCCUGUUCCUAUCCUCAAAGUCAAGGAUCCUAUAGACAGAACCAUAGACUUUGUUCCUACCAAGACCCCCUACGACCCUCGCUGGAUGCUGGCUGGACGCCCAAAUCCAAGUCAGAAAGGACAGUGGCUAAGUGGCUUCUUUGACAAUGGCUCGUUCCUGGAGAUCAUGCAGCCCUGGGCACAGACAGUUGUGGUUGGCAGAGCAAGGCUGGGAGGGAUACCUGUAGGAGUAGUUGCCGUAGAAACAAGGACGGUGGAGCUCAGCAUCCCUGCUGAUCCUGCAAACCUGGACUCUGAGGCCAAGAUAAUCCAGCAGGCUGGUCAGGUGUGGUUCCCUGACUCUGCCUUUAAGACUGCACAGGCUAUCAACGACUUCAACAGAGAAGGGCUGCCUCUCAUGGUCUUUGCUAACUGGAGAGGCUUCUCUGGUGGAAUGAAAGACAUGUACGACCAAGUGCUCAAGUUUGGUGCCUACAUUGUGGAUGGCCUGAGAGAGUAUCGGCAGCCUGUGCUGAUUUACAUCCCGCCACAGGCCGAGCUGAGAGGAGGCUCUUGGGCUGUGAUCGACCCCACCAUUAAUCCUCGCCACAUGGAGAUGUAUGCAGACAGAGAGAGCAGAGGAGGGAUCCUGGAACCAGAGGGGACGGUGGAAAUCAAGUUCCGCAGGAAGGACCUGGUGAAGACCAUGAGGCGAGUGGACCCCGUCUACAUCCGCCUGGCAGAGCGGCUGGGUACCCCUGAGCUGAGCCCUGCUGACCGAAAAGAGCUGGAGACCAAGCUGAAGGAGCGGGAGGAGUUCCUGAUCCCCAUUUACCACCAGGUUGCCAUGCUGUUCGCCGACCUGCACGACACGCCGGGCCGGAUGCAGGAGAAGGGCGUCAUAACCGACGUUCUAGACUGGAAAACUUCCCGUACCUUCUUCUACUGGAGAUUGAGACGUCUUCUGCUAGAAGAUGUGGUAAAAAAGAAGAUCCAUGAUGCCAACCCUGAGCUGACUGAUGGGCAGAUCCAGGCCAUGCUGAGACGCUGGUUUGUGGAAGUCGAAGGGACAGUGAAGGCUUACCUGUGGGACAGCAACAAGGACCUGGUGGAGUGGCUGGAAAAGCAGCUGGCAGAGGAGGAAGGAGUUCGCUCUGUUGUGGAUGAGAACAUCAAAUACAUCUCGAGGGACUACAUCCUCAAGCAGAUCCGGAGCCUGGUCCAGGCCAACCCGGAGGUUGCCAUGGAUUCGAUUGUGCACAUGACCCAGCAUAUAUCACCCACGCAGCGAGCCGAGAUCGUGCGGAUCCUCUCCACAAUGGACUCGCCUUCUUCAACGUAAGAGCAUCGAUUUCCCACACUCCCCCCGCCCGCUACAGUGGAGGGGGAAUAAAAGGCUCCGAAUCGCCCUUUGUCUGCUCAACUGCGCCCACUGUACCGAGACGGGGAGGCUCAGGGAAACGCUGCCAGAGUGACAGUUUCAUUUUUUCGAAUCAGACUGACCAAAGGAAGCGUGUUCUUUGGCCAGAGACACCAGGAAAAUGGAUAAACACAAGCGCCUGCGGAUCCGAGUUCCAGCUGUCUGACCGCCCCUUAUUUAUUUCUCACGGCGUGACUGGAGCGACGCGGCACCACGAGGCCAUGAGCGGCGCUCCGGCACCGGGACGCCGUGGUGCAGCAACGCAGAGGCUCCUUUAGCUCACAGCCCGUGCCCCUGCCAGCCCUGCCAGGCUGCUCCGCUCCCAGACAAGUGCCAACGUUCCCCUGCAGCCCGGGACGGGCUCUGCCUCCCGCCGGGGCUGCCCUCGCCCCCCUCAGCCAGGGGGGGCUGUAACCUCUGUUUCGUUACUCACUAGGAAAGGAGAAGCAGCAUUUAAACCAGCAUGGCCUGGGCUGUCCCCAGGUGGGCUCCUGCCUGGCAGGGCAGGACUGUGGAGGCCAAAUCCCUGCUCACUUUGUGUCUGUGCCCAGGGAAAAGCCCAGCUAGGAGGGAAACGAGGAGACCAACCCUCAGCUGCUCAGGCAUUUCUGCUUGUCCUUCCCUCCUCCUUGUGAGGGGAUGUGGGCAGCACCCCCUGUGCUGAUACCCCAGCUAGUGCCAGUCCCUUCUGUGUGAGUAGGUAACUGAGGCAGGAAGCAGCCAGAGCCUGCCAGGGGAAGGGAGAGGAACAGACAAGUACACCAGUGGGGUCAGAACUGCCAAGAGAAACUCGAGUCUCACACAUCUGAGCAGAGUUUUCCUCCACUGCCCCCCUGUGCCGUGGCUCUGGCUGACGGAGCCGCUGGUGCCACCGGGGAGAUGGAAAUGGAAGAAGCUUCUGUUUGGGAAUCUCCCUGCAGCUGGGCUGGAGUCACUGGCUCUGUGGCAGGUAAGUGCAGCUCAGUGCAGGUACAGCCCAGCCCAGGCCCUUGGCUUAUUUGUACACUAAUUUUCAUGGGCCUCCUGACUGUAAUGAAAAAGCUCAGAGAAGCUGGAACUCUGGAGGGGAGCACAGUCACCCCCACCACAGCAACACUGCUAUGGAACUUGGUCCAAGUAGCACUGGAGCCCUUACACCAACGAUUGUCUUAAUAAUGUUUCAGUUUUUACCAUUGCUCUUUUAGUGUAGUGUGAAUCAGAAGGGAAUUAAUUACCAAUGAUGCCAGUGCCUCACCCCUUCCUGCUUCCUUCUGCAGCACAGCACAGCCCUUCUGGGUGCUGCAGCCCCUGUAGAGUGGAGGUGCAGCCAGGGGUCACAGCCCUGCUCCUGGGAGGACAUGCAGCCCUGCCUGUGGCCAGGCAGCAGUGGCAGCUGAAGGACUUGCUUCUUCUUAACAGUUAAGAACCUUAAUUUGGUUUAAAAGACUUUUUUCUUUCCACUAGAGCCCCCUGAACAACCCCCAAAGAUGCUUUUCCUUAAGCCAACAUGGGCUGCAGGACACAACAGAGAAUGUCUCAGCCAGGCAGGACCCUUGGGGGGCGUCACAUACGGGCAGCCCCUUGGGCUCAGGGUUUCCUGCGUGUCACAGGUGGGUCCCUGAUCCAGGACGGCUGCAGGUGUCACAGGAGAUGUCCUGUUCCCUCUGCUUGGGGUGGGAGCUGUGAUGGCCAAAAGCUCCUGCCUGCUGAGCAAAAGCAGCCCCCUCUGUGUUGGUGUUAUCAGCACUGGGUCAGGCUCCACUUCACCUGGGGUAAAGGAGCCCCAAAGCCAGGAGCCUGGGGCAGGCCUGACCACGGCCCCAGCAGGGAAACCCCCCUCGGUACAGAUGGUUCUCGCUGGUGCUGAUUUCACUUACCUCAGUUUCUUUUAAUAAAAAGAAUGAAUUACAUCUCUGUUGCUGGGAGUGGAACUCUGUUGCCCCUUGUCCCUAGUGCCCCAUGAGAGCUCUGCUGUUCCUUACGGCAGGGAGAGGGCUGGUGCUGCCGCUGGCAGGAGGAUGGAGCCUCUGCCCGUCCUGAGCUGCUCAAGCUCCUGGUUCCUGCCUGUGCUCAGGCACUUUGAAAUAAACCUUCUGAGGUGUGACCCACAUGGCAAAGCCCAACCAAACACAGCCAGAGCAGAGCAGCACUGGUGCAGGGCAGGCACCAGCAUUUACCUCCCUCUGAGCUCCAUCCCAUCCCCUUCGCUGCCCACCCCACCUGGGGCCGACUGUGCCACGUUACAUCAGACCACACUGGCAGACACAACUCCAGCAGUUCUCUGACACCUUUCUCAAACCAGAACUCUGGCAGUUAAAGCCAUAAAUCAACCUUAACAUUAUAUCUGGGAGGGGGGGAGUGGAUGAGACCGACCCUACUGAACUCCACAAAUGCAUUUAAAACUCUUUAGCCUAAAAUAUCUACACAUUAAAAUGCCAAGAAAAGCAGUACCCGAGCUGUAAGCUCUCCAAAGCCCAAGAUCAAAGUGCCAUCAUCUUUUAAUGUAAACCUUUUGUUGCAUCAACAGUCUUAAGAGGGAUGAGAGACAUCAAAAUAAAAACU